GAAGCUGAGUAGUAAGUAUUGCUCAGCCUCACUCUUUCUCUGAAUCUGAAGGUGAAGGCUUUAUUCAGCAGGGAACCAAACAUGGCGAGUGUGAUUAUGGCCACAACCUUGGGCUCAUUCUCAGUAAACAGAAGCAGUAGAGAUUGCAGCAAAUGGAGUAGUACCAAUGGGAAACGCAGUGGUCUAACUGUGAAGGCAAUGCGGGUGGAGAAAAGUCUGGAGGAAUUGUACGAAGUGAGAGUGGAACGCAAAGUUUCGCCUGAACGAGUUGCAGAGCUCGGAGUUUCAAGGUGGUCAAUGUGGAAGACCGGCAAGGGCAAGUUGCCUUGGGAUUGGCAGGUGGACCAGUUGGUUUACAUUGAGGAAGGAGAGGUGAGAGUUGUGCCGGAAGGAAGUAAGCAGUUCAUGCGAUUUGUGGCUGGAGAUCUUGUUCGUUACCCUAAGUGGUUUGAAGCUGACCUAUGGUUCAAUGGUCCAUACCAAGAGCGUUACAGUUUCAGAGCUUAUGGUGAUGAUUAAUCGACUUGUAUUACAUCUUUUGACGCAUAUAUAUGUACUCCUGCCUUCCUUCAGUUUUGCCAGAGCUAUUGUCUUUUCUAGAGAUUUAGAACCAUUUCUUCAUUCAACUGUUAAAAUGGUUGCAUGAUACAUGAUAAAGAUGAAUGGAUACGUCGCAAUAAUCAAUCGAACACUGGAAUUGGUAUUACAAUGAACUUCAAAGAUAAGGUAUACUGCUUGAAUGG
Molecule: messenger RNA, 743 nt
Organism: Fragaria vesca subsp. vesca
Lineage: Eukaryota; Viridiplantae; Streptophyta; Magnoliopsida; Rosales; Rosaceae
Exons: 2
Coding region: 82-519 (145 amino acids)
Source: RefSeq, a predicted model, not a curated record